Molecule: messenger RNA, 255 nt
Organism: Botrytis fragariae
Lineage: Eukaryota; Fungi; Ascomycota; Leotiomycetes; Helotiales; Sclerotiniaceae
Exons: 2
Coding region: 1-255 (84 amino acids)
Source: RefSeq, a predicted model, not a curated record
AUGGUAUUGUAUUUCUCGGACAUCGGAUCAGAUUUCUUUCAAGUUUCUUCGCUUCUUAGCCGACGAUCUCCAACUUCCAUCUAUCAUCGACCGAAGAUUCCGAAUCUUGUUCAAUAUCUAGUGACAUCGGCGACCCUUCCCGAUAAAGAAUGUUACCCCGACCAUCAUUUCAGCCCUGAGACCCUUGAAAGAUCAAAGUCAAGGGCCCUGGACAACUUAUCCUGCUACCUGUACAGAGUGGUAUUCCGUCUCUAA